UCAUACGCACUCAAACACACGCGCGUGCGCGCACAUACAAACACACGCACGCCGAAGCGCGCGUACGGACCGACAGGGAAAAAACGAGCGACAGAAGAACAGUCCGUGCGUCGGGAUCUCCGCCACAUACUUAUAUGCGAGCUCCGUCGGGAUUUACAACUCGUCUUUCUUUCUCGCGUUCUCCCUCUGCUUCGUUUCUGCGUCGCUCGACACUGCGGAGUCUGCUUUUCAAACUCUACUGUGCCACUGGCCGAAACGGAGGCUGAGCUCGUGCGCAAGCAAGCGGAGCUGUAAAGUUCAGCCGGUUGUAUUGGAAACAUGACGGAUUUAAGAAGAGGGAUUUUGAAGCAUCUUUUUAUCCCGAGUUAGAAUGGAUUGACAUGUCCAAGGUAUUUUUUUUCCCUUUGUUGUUUAGUAAACCACAGGUGCGUUUUAAUUCGAUAGCGUGGACAUUUCACAAUGAGUCUUGAAUGCGUUUAAUUACAGGACUGUGCGGGGGUUCAGAUUACUGGAUGUAUUCAUGGUGAAAAAAAGAAAGACUGAAGAGAAUAAAUUGUUAGGGAAACGGAGGAGAGAGAGCGGCGCUCCGCCGCAAAACCACUGUAGUUGAAGCGCGCGCUGAGAAAACCGGCGGCAGCACGAAACAGAAAGGCAGAACGCUUUGUUUUUUAGCAAACUGUUGAUGAAAACAAGUUUACAUUAUUUUCCUUCUCCGAGAACGGUGAUUAGAGACUGUGCGCAAUGAGGAAUACCGGCUCGACGGACUGCCUCUGCUACUGCUUUCUGCUGCUGCAGCUGCUGACUCAGCCCGCGGCCAAACAAGUGCUGCGAUACCGCCUGGCUGAGGAAGGUCCCGCCGAUGUGCGCGUUGGGAACGUGGCUGCUGACCUCGGCAUUGUCGCCGGAUCCGGAGAAGUCACUUUCACUCUUGAAUCUGGCUCUGAGUACUUCAAGAUUGACAACAUCACCGGCGACUUAAGCACCAACGAACGGCGCAUUGACCGCGAGAAACUGCAGCAGUGUCUGAUGAUAUUCGACGAGAACGAGUGCUUCAUAGACUUUGAGGUGUCCGUGAUCGGGCCCGCGCAAAGCUGGGUAGACCUGUUCGAGGGCAAGGUCAUCAUUUUGGACAUAAACGACAACACGCCUUCGUUCCCGUCACCUGUGCUCACUCUCUCUGUGGAGGAAAACAGGCCGAUCGGCACGCUUUAUCUCUUGCCCACGGCCACUGACAGGGAUUUUGGCAGAAACGGGAUAGAAAGGUACGAGUUGAUUCAGGACAGCGGAGAAAGCUCCGUGCGCAGGAUAGGCUCUGGAGGCUCUGCUAAUGUCGACUCUCAUAUGGGCAAAAGAAGAUUUGACGACAGCGCGAGUCGGAGUAGCGUCUUUGAACUUCAGGUCGCGGACACAACAGACGGAGAGAAACAGCCGCAGCUGAUUAUUAAAGGCGCACUGGACAGAGAACAGCGCGACUCUUACGAGCUGACUCUGCGUGUUAGGGACGGCGGCGACCCCCCGCGCUCCUCUCAAGCCAUCCUUAGAGUAAUGAUUACAGAUGUGAAUGACAACAGCCCGCGUUUUGAGAAGAGUGUAUAUGAAGCAGACCUACCUGAGAACAGCUCCCCUGGCGCCCCCAUCCUCCAGCUUAAGGCAAUAGAUGCUGAUGUUGGGGUUAAUGGCCAGAUUGAAUAUGUUUUCGGGGCAGCCACUGAAUCAGUGCGGCGACUGCUGCGGUUAGAUGAGAGCACAGGGUGGCUUACUGUAUUACAUAGGAUUGAUCGUGAGGAAGUAAGUCAGCUGCGGUUCAUGGUCAUGGCCCGUGAUCGUGGUCAGCCUCCCAAGACAGACAAGGCAACGAUGAUUAUCAAUAUCAAAGAUGAAAAUGACAAUGUCCCAAAUAUUGACAUAAGAAAAAUUGGACGUAUUUACUUGAGAGACGGUGUGGCAAAUGUAGCAGAGGACGUAGUGGUAGACACACCUAUCGCGCUAGUGCAAGUGUCUGAUCGUGACAAGGGGCCGAAUGGUAUCGUGACAUGCACAGUGGUUGGUGAUGUGCCCUUCCAACUGAAGCCUGCGAGCGAGAUAGAGGGUGACAUGAACAAAAAGAAAUAUUUCCUGCACACGUCAGCGCCUCUUGACUACGAAGCCGUGCAGGAGUACAACGUUGUCAUAGUUGCUGUAGAUUCAGGCAGCCCCAGUCUGUCUGCAAACAACUCAUUAAUUGUGAAAGUUGGAGACAUGAACGACAAUCCACCUAUAUUUAGCAAAAGCACAAUGGAGGUCUCGUUUUCAGAGAACAAUGGUCCAGGUGAACGUGUAUUGACUGUAGUGGCCUUGGAUGCAGACAGUGGUAAAAAUGCAGAACUCUCAUACUCAUUGGACUCAUCUGUCAAUGGAAUAUUUUCCAUUGAUCCAGACAGUGGUGAUAUUCGUGUGAACACAAUACUUGAUAGAGAGCAAACAGAGCGGUAUGAGUUUAAAGUAAUUGCCAAAGACAAAGGUAUACCUGUUUUACAGGGCUCAGCUACAGUGGUGGUACUGGUGGCAGACAAGAACGACAAUGAACCAAAGUUUAUGCAGGAUGUUUUUACCUUCUAUGUAAAGGAGAACUUGCAACCCAACAGCCCUGUAGGCAUGGUAACAGUAAUGGAUGCAGACAAGGGGCAUAAUGCUGAGAUGAGCCUCUACAUUGAGGAAGAGGAAGAAAUUUUUUCCAUUGAGAACAACACAGGAACCAUCUUUUCUACUGUGGCCUUUGACCGUGAACAGAAAACCACAUACUCAUUCCGUGUUAAAGCUGUUGAUGGUGGGGACCCACCUCGAUCAGCCACGGCCACCGUUUCGCUUUUUGUUAUGGACGAAAAUGAUAACCCACCAACAGUCACUUUUCCCCUUAACAGCUCCUACACUCUGUUACCUCCAUCCAGCAGUUUGAGAACAGUCGUCCGGACUGUCAUAGCUACUGAUACUGACACAGGUGUCAAUGCUGAUCUCAGCUACAGUAUAGUAGGAGGCAACCCCUUCAAGUUAUUUGAAAUUGACCCUGGGAGUGGCGUUAUUUCAUUAGUUAGUAAACUGGAACAGAAACACUAUGGCCUUCACCGCCUAGUAGUGCAAGUUAAUGACAGUGGGUUUCCAUCGCAGAGUACCACCACGCUAGUGCAUGUCUAUGUCAAUGAAACACUCUCUAACUCCACAAUAGUAGAAGCCAAAAUUGCCAAAAGCCUCGGUACACCUCUUAAUGCCGACAUUGCAGGAGACCCCAACUAUGACCUGGGCAAGCAGCGUUUAAGCAUUGCUAUCGGAGUGGUGUCUGGCAUCAUGACUGUCAUCCUCAUCAUCCUCAUUGUGGUCAUGGCCCGCUACUGCAGGCCCAAGAACAAGAAUGGCUAUGAGGCUGGUAAAAAAGACCAUGAGGACUUUUUUACCCCACAGCAGCAUGACAAGAGCAAGAAGCCCAAAAAAGACAAGAACAAAAGAAAGACUAAGCAGCCCCUGUAUAGCAGUAUUGUCACAGUUGAGGCAUCAAAACCUAAUGGACAGCGAUAUGAUGGUGUCAAUGAGAAACUCUCUGACAGUCCUGGGAUGGGGCGUUAUCGCUCUGUUAAUGGUGGGCCUGGAAGCCCAGACCUUGCCCGCCACUACAAGUCCAGCUCACCUUUACCCACUGUUCAGCUUCAUCCACAGUCUCCCACAGCAGGAAAAAAGCACCAGGCUGUCCAGGAUCUGCCGCCGGCCAACACCUUCGUGGGCACCGGAGAUAACAUAUCCAUUGGAUCCGACCACUGCUCUGAGUACAGCAGCCAAACCCUCAACAAGUACAACAAGCAGCCAUUCCGCCGAGUGACGUUCUCGGUGGUGAGCCAGCCCCAGGACCCUCACCAGGGCUCUCUGCAGAGCUGCUACGACAGUGGCCUUGACGAGUCGGAGACGCCGAGCAGCAAGAGCUCCACAGGCCCCCGGCUGGGAGCCCUCCCCCUCCCCGAGGAUGCCUAUGAGAGGACCACGCCGGAUGGCAGUGUCGGUGAGGCAGAGCAUAUGGAAAAUGACUCUCGGCCCCUGCCGGAUGUAGCCAUGACGGGAAAGUGUACACGCGAGUGUGAUGAGUAUGGCCACUCAGAUGCCUGCUGGAUGCCGGUGCGCACUUCACCCGAGCGCAGGCCCAAGGCCACCCCUCCCAAACUCUCCACCUUCAACUCCAGCUCAGCCGGAUGCAGCGGCGCUGAACCGGCCACGAGCACUGAUCCACUUGCCGUGGCCAAUGGAGAGCCCUCUCACCUGCUCGGAGACCGCAAUCGCAAUCUCCUCAACAAGAAAUUGGCCUCCUCCUCUUCCUCCUCCUCGGCCUACGACGCUUUCAGCUCAGCCACCUUCUCUUCUAGUGAGGAAACAUCUCGGCCUGUUGAAGAGAUUCCACUGGCACCCACAGGCGAAUAUAAACCCACGCAAUGCGGGACACUUACCAGGCGUGAGGUUUACCUGUGAAUGUCCUGAUGAACGAGUCACAAGUCACAAUUCCAUACAACGAUGACUCUUUGGAGAUUUCAGAGACGCUCUUGGCGCCUAAUGUGCUUGUUUGAUGUAAGCAGUGAGUAGAAGACCUAAAAGCAUGGAAAAAAAAAAUCAUCUUGUUGUUUGUAGAUAAGGAGGAUACAAAGGAGGAGGAGGAGAAAAAGGCAGAGGUGGAGAGAGAGGGAUGCUGGUGGAUGAGUCCUGUGUCAUUUUGCUGCUAGCAUUCCGGGCCCUCUGACUUUUCCCAAAAGUGCUGCCUGGUUGUGUAGAAUUAAUUAUAAGCAUGCAUGCAAAAUCUAGCCCUUAAUGACUUGGACUAUACUUCUUAAGAGUUUUAUCCUUUUUUGUUCAUUUUUUUUCUAAUUAAUGCUAAAUAGAUGGCAGAAGGCAAGACUGGUGCUGUUUUAUUUUUUAUUUUUAAUCAUUAUUUCAUGUUAGUGUUCCAGUAGGGAAGUAUUUGAAUUUAAAAGAAUUCUUUUUUCU
Clarias gariepinus (North African catfish) is the source of this 4995-nucleotide messenger RNA. RefSeq names its product protocadherin 7b (gene pcdh7b). Gene Ontology annotation, cellular component: plasma membrane. Lineage: Eukaryota; Metazoa; Chordata; Actinopteri; Siluriformes; Clariidae. The transcript is spliced from 3 exons. Gene Ontology annotation, molecular function: calcium ion binding. Gene Ontology annotation, biological process: homophilic cell-cell adhesion. Bases 742 to 4485 code for a protein of 1247 amino acids. The record is from RefSeq and is a predicted model, not a curated record.